GCUACGACGAUGCAACCUAUCACACUUUUGACUGAAAAUAAAUAUUAGAAGUGCUAAGGUUUACUGUUGUCUAAACCAAAGGGGAAAGAAUUCUCAAAUUAUUCUAUACUGUAACAAACUCUCUUUCCCACGUUCAUCAUUUUGAAUAACAUAUUUACUAUGACUGAACAAAGAUAUUACUUAAAAAAGUUGCAAAAAUCUUCAAAUGAUCAAUCAUUUCACUUUUGUGAAUGUGAUUUAGCUAAUUCAACAAAUCUGAUUAAUUCACUUGAUCAAAUCAAUUGGACACAUUUAACAUCAUUGAAUUUAUCAUCAAAUAAACUGCGUGAUAUUACAAUUUUAGCUUAUACCAAUCAAUUAGAGAUUCUGAAUUUAUCAAAUAAUUGUUUAAAUAAUAUCACUUCAAUAAUUAAUUGUAAAAAGUUGAUUAGUUUAGAUUGUUCCAAAAAUGAAAUAAAUGCAAUACCGGAGUUGAAUCAACUGAAAUUUCUAGAAAAAUUGGAUAUAUCUAACAAUCCAUUGAGAAGUAUUUCAGGUUUAUGGGGGUGUAAAAGUUUACGAUGUCUUGAUUUAUCCUCCUGUCAGUUAACUUCAUCUUUCAUAAUUGGCUUAGAUGAUGAUGACAUUCAACUUGGUGCAAUUGAUCCUUUCGAAAAUGCCAAUGGUUUAUUAACUUUUUCAAAAAAUAGAAAUUUUUGUUACAACAAUACACGUCCAACUUUUUUAGGCAUACCUAAUCUACGCAUACUUAACUUGAGUUAUAAUCCAAGUAUAUUUCAUGCUUUAAGUAUUCAACUGACAUCAAAUGAAUGGUAUAUUAUACAAAAAACUAUAUCUGAUGAAAUGUAUACAAUGAAUACAGAUGAUAAUAAUAAAGGUACAAUAUUCAAUGUAUUUGUGGGAAAUACAAAUUCAAACGAUACUGGUGGAUUUGGUCUUUUACCGAAUAAAAUUGAGUAUUUGAAUUUACAAGCGUGUGAUAUUAGUUUAAUCAAUGGGUUACUACAUAUGAAACGUCUUCACACGCUUAAUCUAAGCUAUAAUCAAAUUAUGGAUGUACAGGCAUUGAAUCCACUCAGAUCAUUGAUGUAUCUGCAGAAUUUAAAUUUAAAACACAAUCCAAUAGGUGAUCAAAAUGAUUAUUUCGGAACAAUAAUUUGUCAUUUAAAACAACUGAAAAUAUUGAAUGAAUGUCAGGUGACAAUAAUGGAUAAGGUACGUUCAGUGCUAUACCAUGAACCUUCAAUUGAACAAACAGUAAAGCAAGACCAUCGAGUCAAUUUACUGCAUCAGUACAAAAAGCCUCAGAAGUUAAGAGAUUGUACUCUGCCAAAUAUAGACACGCCUUAUCCAAUCUUGGCUAUCAUUGGUCCAACUGGUAUCAAGAAACGUCAAUUAAGACAGCAGUUAGUCAUGAAAUUGGAUAAUUAUUUUGCUCCUCUUCUUUGUCAUACAACUCGACCUCCUAGAUGUAAAGAAAGACGAUUGGUAUUGAAUUCAAAGAGUAUAAACGAAGAUAUGCUUUCAUCAGAUCAGUUCAGCAGUAACAAUAAUAACAACAAUAUGAACAAUAGUCCACGGCAAAAGUUGGAUAAAUCAUCUUUUUUCAAACAUGAUAACCAUCAUUCCGAGUAUGACAGUAUAGAUUAUUACUUUGUCAGUACAGAAGAUUUUAAUCGAAAGCAAGCUGAUGGUGAAUUUAUCCAAACAGCUAAAAUUAUGGGAUAUCAAUACGGACUAUCAUGGGAAACAUUAGAAAGUAUUGCUCGUCAAGGAUUAGCUGGUAUUGUUGUCGGAGAACUUGAAUUAUUAUAUGGACUUCAGUUGGCUGGUUUAAAACCACGUUGUAUUUUGUGUCUGCCAAGUAAACUUUCAAAUCAUGAGACAAGAUUACGAGAAAAUUUAUCUCAAUUAGAUAUUAAUCAAUUUGAAGCCUUAUGUGAUAACUGUAUUUUGGAGACUUCUUUACAAAAAUCCGAACAAUGGAUUACAUGGUGCCUUGAAAGAACAACUCAGUUGUAUCCACAAACACAUCAUGAUAAUCCAGGCAUGUUUGAUGCAGUUCUUUUUGAAGAUAGCACACAAGAAUUAUUUGAACAAUUACUGUCAUUGGUUUUUGACUAUUUAGAUUUGAAUAAUAUCAGUGAAUAUUCUCAUAAUCUGCCAGAAAUGUUCAAUAAUGGAGAAAUCCAAGAAACAGGAGGCAUUAAACAAACUUGUGACGCACAAUAACAUUUUCUGAGGUAUUUCUAUCUGUUUAUCAAAUCAGAGAUAUGUAAUUCAGCAUAUAUUUCAUAGAUUCUGUCAUCUUUUAACUUGAUCUUUUUAUCCUCUGACAUAGAUUAUCAUGAUUACGAUUUGUUCAUUCAUCUCAUGAAAUAAAACGAAAAACUACAUAUCC
Messenger RNA from Heterobilharzia americana, 2401 nucleotides. The record is from the annotation of a GenBank genome assembly. Lineage: Eukaryota; Metazoa; Platyhelminthes; Trematoda; Strigeidida; Schistosomatidae.